Messenger RNA from Pleuronectes platessa (European plaice), 2197 nucleotides. Its product is annotated as CKLF-like MARVEL transmembrane domain-containing protein 8. Gene Ontology annotation, molecular function: structural constituent of myelin sheath. Bases 28 to 540 code for a protein of 170 amino acids. Gene Ontology annotation, biological process: myelination. The record is from RefSeq and is a predicted model, not a curated record. Lineage: Eukaryota; Metazoa; Chordata; Actinopteri; Pleuronectiformes; Pleuronectidae. The transcript has 4 exons. Gene Ontology annotation, cellular component: membrane.
CACACACUCUCUCUGUGUCAGUGCACCAUGGAGAGAUCCGCUGUGGUGUCGGGCCGCAGGAGUCCCCCAGUACCAGAUUACAACAUCUCGACCUCCACCUUGGCCUUCGACCAGCAUUUCACCAAGACCACUGAGGGAGUUCUCCUCCAGGCUGAAAUAGUGUUUGGUAUGUUAGUGUGGAUUCUCAUUGGGGGUACAGAGUAUUUUCAUCUCUCUGCUCUUUGCUGGGUGAUGUUUGUCGCCCUCUCGUGCUGGGUUCUGACAGUUUGCCUGUUUUUAAUUUAUCUCACUGGAGCUCACAGGAGAAUACCACGGGUCCCCUGGACGACACUGUCCCUGUGUUUCAACUGCAGCGCAGCAGCUCUUUAUCUCGCGACAGCAGUAGCAGAUGCUCUGACUGUCAACCAGGCCACAAGGGGGCGGCACAACUACAACUGCUGGGUCGCAUCUACAUUCUUUGCCUCUCUGACCACACUGUGCUAUGCAGGAAGCAGCUACCUGAGUUUCCACGCCUGGAAAACCACAGAGGAGGAGCACUAGUUUAAUUAAGUUACCAUCAACGAAGGAGGUGCAUUACCGAGGAAAGGACAUGAAGGGAAUAUCAGAUGACAGGAGAUCAAGCUUCAAACAAGAUGCUUCAGUUCAAUCAAAACUUGAUGGGAGACUGUAAAUAGGAGAGUAUUUGACAGGUAAUUCAGUUAAGUUCAGUGAAGACAUAUAUCAAUUAAAAUAUUAGACAAAGAGCUGCUUUCAAAAUGUUUGUGCUUAGUGGUGUCACACUGAAGUCAUUUACAAUCAGCAGUGUUCAUGUGUGGAACAAAAGAAAAAGACAUUUAAAACAAAGUAAAUAUUGUUUAUAUGUGGUGGACAAACAGAGUCAGUUUUUCUUUUGAUUAUUUGUCAUGUAAACUACUUAACAGACGCAGUUAAUCAGUGGUUCUUCUUAAGGUUAAGCUUCUAUAGCGCAGACCUCCAUCAACAGUCUCCUUAAAUUCAAUCAAAGUGCAGCAAAUUUCAUACACUUUUAGAUAUCAGUUCCCUAAAUAUGCCUUUUUCAUCAACAGCCAUGAAUUGCUUCUGGGAAAAUGGCAAAUAUGUCAAAAAGUGCUAGAUCUGGCAAAAAUCAAAUGUGUUGUGGGAUUUGAGUUUAGUAUUCUUUGUACCAUCCGGCCAACAAACAAACAAAAAUUUCCUUGGCAGAGAUAACCACAACUGACCAAACAAACAAAUGGUGCCCUCAUGACCAGAUUCAACACAUUCAGAAUCAGUCACACAAAUGGUUAAGUAGAAGAUAGAACGUGUUGUUUCGAGUAGUUUAUGUGUUAGAUCAUUUAAUCUUCCUUCUAGUGUUGAACAAAUGAAGAGACGUUGAAAACAUUCUGAAGAAAAAGCUGCAACUCAGCCAGUGGUCAGGCCGUGAGUCUGUAGCUUCAAACUGACCAUGUUUAAUUGGCUGGUUUGAAAAAAAAAAUCUUUUCAAAAAAAAUAAUAUCUUGAAAUGGGUAAAUGAUGAUUGAAAUAAUGUUUGGCUCCUUAUUGUUUUGUUGUUAAUGGUAGCUUUAGCAUUUAUAAAUCACUGUGGCACUCUGAGAGCUGCUGGUAUUUCUUAUUGCAUCUGCCACACUCCGACACACACUGGCAACGUUGACACUGUUAUGUUUUUUUGUCUGUUCCUCAGUGCAUGGCUUGACAUUGUGAAUGAAUUAACACACCUUAAGAGCCUAAAAAUAAAAAUAUGUAUCAACUAAAUUAUAAGAGCUAUUCAGUCUCUUCCCUCCAUAGAAAAAACGUGCAAUAUAAGUUAUAUUUUGGAGGGAGAAUGGUGAUUGGUAAGGGGUAUGGAUAGGGGAAAUGAUUACACAUUUUAACAGUAUUUGCAUUCACCCGAAUUUAAUAAGAUUCAAAUUGUACAUUUCUCCAACCAUUAACAAUAAGCAUGAAUGAAAACCAUACAGUCCUCUCAAUAAUCCCCCUCUAUCAUAACAACUGAAUCUUCUCUAAAUAUAUAGGAUUUUGAUUAAAAGUGAGAUACAGUUCUGGUUUGUUUCCUUCAGGGAUACUUAGGGCAAAGAGUGUUUAAUAAAUGCCCCUUUAUGUGAAGACUGUGCAUGUUGAGUAUGAAUGCACCACAGAGUCACAGAAUGAGUUAAUAUAGAGCCUUCACCAUUAAAUCUUAGUUUCUUUACUAAUAAAACAA